Molecule: messenger RNA, 808 nt
Organism: Microtus oregoni (creeping vole)
Lineage: Eukaryota; Metazoa; Chordata; Mammalia; Rodentia; Cricetidae
Product: proline-rich proteoglycan 2-like
Exons: 3
Coding region: 35-694 (219 amino acids)
Source: RefSeq, a predicted model, not a curated record
CUGCUGGGUCAUAUAAAGGCAGGUACCACACUGCAUGCAGCACAGACUUGGAAGAAUCUCCAGAGACUCCAAGAUGCUGGUUGUCCUGUUCACAGCCGCCUUGCUGGCCCUGAGCUCUCUUCAGAGCUUCAGUGAAGCAUUGCCCCACGGUCCUCCACGCCACCAAGGUUUUGGUCCUAGGCCAGGCCCACCCCAGAGAGGCCCACCCCAGCAAGGCCCACCCCAGCGUGGCCCACCCCAACAAGGUCCAGGCCCUCAAGGCCCACCCCAGCGUGGCCCACCCCAAAAAGGUCCAGGCCCUCAAGGCCCACCCCAGCGUGGCCCACCCCAACAAGGUCCAGGCCCACAAGGCCCACCCCAGCGUGGCCCACCCCAACAAGGUCCAGGCCCUCAAGGCCCACCCCAGCGUGGCCCACCCCAACAAGGUCCAGGCCCUCAAGGCCCACCCCAACGUGGCCCACCCCAGCAAGGACCAGGCCCUCAAGGCCCACCCCAGCAAGGUCCAGCCCAGCAAGGCCCACCCCAACAAGGAGGCCCUCAGCAGAACCAAGACCCUCAACCUGGUAACCAGCAAGGUCCACCCCAACAAGGAGGCCAGCAGCAGAAUCAAGGCCCUCAGCCUGGAAACCAGCAAGGCCCACCCCAACAGGGAGGCAGACCUCAGGGACCUUCCCAGGGCCAGGGUCCUCAGUAAUCAAAGAUACAUCAUCAGAUAAUGAAUAAGAAAAUACUGGCUUUGGUGAAUUGGGCAACUGGAAUAAUGUGGCCAUAAUCUAUUUUUAACAACAAUAAAAUUUUUAGCAUGCCA